UCCAUCAAGAAGACAUUGACCCACAGACGCCACAAAGUGUGAACGAGGCUAACUUUCGUAUCAGAGUACCCCUCAAUUUUUGCAGCUGCUGCUUCCUUUUUAUUGUUUCCUUCGCUUGGAGAAGAACGUUAAGCAGACAAAGGAUAUCUCUUUUUCUUUCCAAAGAAAAUUUAUUAUUCUCUUUUGCACAAUUCAACUCCAAAACCGGAUCUACUUCUUCAACCGCGUCAUUCAUUUCAACCUUCAAGCUACGGAAGAGCGAUGAACUCAUGAUAUUGAUUAGCAUCUAAAAAUGUUUAUUCUUCGUCACCAUACAAAUCUCGCUAUAGUCCUCACUAUCUUCAUAGCUUGCACAACAAGAGCACAAAACCUCACCACCUGCAAUGGCAAAUGCGGGGAGCACACCCUUCAGUUCCCUUUUGGCUUCUCCCAAGGUUGUCCAAUCCAGCUUGACUGUUCCAACGACCAAGUCCAACUUCGCAGCGAAUUCGGUGAAUUUCUGGUCCAAAACGUAACAAACAGCAACAUAUUCGUAAAUCUCCCUGCAAAAUGCAACCGUACCAUGGAAUCAAUUCAGCCAAUUUUUACUGAGAAUUUUGCCCCAACGAUUAACAAUAGCUUUCUGGUGCAAGAUUGUAGAGAGGUGUUUGGUGGGUGUGUUAUUCCUGCUAGUUUUGUGAGCAACCAAAUUGAUGUUGAGAACUGCAGCAACAAAAGUGCUAAUAUCAGUUGCUUUUCGAAACAAGAUGAAGUUUUUGUGACGUACGCUGAUUUGAACGGGACUAAGUGUAAGUACUUGUUCUCUGCGGUUUCUUUUGGGCAGAGCAAGGAGAUUCCGCUGCAGUUUCAGGUUGUUGAGUUGGGGUGGUGGCUUCCUGGGCAGUGCGAUGAUCAUCAAUGUUCUAACAACGCUACCUGCACAACGGUCGACAGGGUUGGGUUCCGGUGCCAGUGUAUCGAAGGUUUCACCGGAGACGGCUUCAAAAACGGCAUCGGUUGCCGGAAAGCUUCGGCUUCAAGUUGCAGUGCUUCAACACUAACGUCCGGUGGAUGUGGGAAAGCAACUAAAAUCGGUGUUGUUGUUGGAGUAAUCACCACUGGAGCUUUGGUGGUGGCUGGUCUGUUUCUUCUAUGCUACUGUGCCAGGCGGCGUUCUACUUGGUUGAGAAAACAUACCAUGGUAAAGCGCCAAUUACGCGAAGCUGCAGGCAACUCUAGUGUACCUUUCUAUCCCUACAAAGAAAUAGAAAAGGCGACAAAUUUUUUCUCUGAGAAACACAGGCUUGGAACUGGGGCAUUUGGUACAGUUUAUGCUGGAAAACUGCACAAUGAUGAGUGGGUUGCUAUAAAGAAGUUAAGGCAAAGAGACACCAACAGUGCUGAUCAAGUCAUGAAUGAAAUCAGGCUACUUUCUUCAGUGAGUCACCCGAAUUUAGUUCGCCUCUUAGGUUGCUGCAUAGAGAAGGGAGAGCAUAUCCUUGUUUAUGAGUUUAUGCAAAAUGGAACACUUUCUCAGCACUUGCAAAGAGAGAGGAGUAAAGGACUACCGUGGACAAUAAGACUUACCAUUGCUACCGAAACUGCUAAUGCUAUAGCAUAUCUCCAUUCUGCAAUUCAUCCCCCAAUUUACCACAGAGACAUAAAAUCUACUAAUAUACUCUUGGAUUAUGGCUUCAAAUCUAAAAUAGCCGAUUUUGGGCUUUCUAGGCUUGCAUUGACAGAAACAUCUCAUAUCUCAACCGCCCCACAAGGGACUCCAGGUUAUGUCGAUCCCCAAUACCACCAGAACUUUCAGCUUUCUGAUAAAAGUGAUGUCUACAGUUUUGGAGUGGUUUUGGUAGAGAUAAUAACUGCCAUGAAAGUGGUUGAUUUUGCUCGACCUCGAAGUGAGAUUAAUUUAGCUGCACUUGCUGUUGAUAGGAUUAGGAGAGGUGCUGUAGAUGAGAUCAUAGACCCCUUCCUUGAACCACAUAGAGAUGCUUGGACACUGUAUUCUAUUCAUAAAGUGGCCGAGCUUGCAUUUAGAUGCCUUGCUUUUCAUAGUGACAUGAGGCCUACUAUGAUGGAAGUAGCAGAAGAGCUAGAACACAUUAGACGCAGUGGAUGGGCAUCUAUGGAGGAAACUCUCACGGCUUCACCGAUUGGGUCCACUAGUUCAUCACCUCGUCAUGGAAGUGAGAAGUCACUGGGUGGUAUCAAAAAAGCUCGGCAAGGCCAAGGGAGUGAGAGAUUGAUUGUUCCGCAGAAGACGGAGAGCUUUUUGCAAUCUAUGGAGGUGAAGGACAGCUCCCCUGUAUCAGUGCAUGAUCCAAUUCCUUGGUCAAGUGGACACAGCUCACCUUCAUCAAACAGCUUGUUGGGAAAUGUCAUCCCUUGACAUAUACAUACUUGGGGUCUAUAGCCUCCAUCAAUGUGAAUACUAAAGGCAUAUAGCCCCUUGCUUUCCUCGUUCGCACUUGUUGCUAUAGGCCAUAGCUAUUUUUGUGUAUGAUUAUCAUUAGGUUUCUGCUUUACUAACAGCUUCCAAAGAUUAUAUGCAUAAAUCAUCAGUAAUCAAUAUGCAUAUUCCCUGUGCAGGCAGGAUCAAAACUACAAAAAGUUGCUAACUUCCUAUGUAUAAUUGUGAAAAACCACCUUUGGCUACAAUUGUCUAUUUAGUAAUAGCAGCUAAAGAUGAAAAUGCGCAAAA
Messenger RNA from Glycine soja, 2689 nucleotides. Its product is annotated as wall-associated receptor kinase-like 14. Gene Ontology annotation, molecular function: protein kinase activity; ATP binding. Bases 293 to 2377 code for a protein of 694 amino acids. Gene Ontology annotation, biological process: protein phosphorylation. The record is from RefSeq and is a predicted model, not a curated record. NCBI's taxonomy places the organism in Eukaryota, Viridiplantae, Streptophyta, Magnoliopsida, Fabales, Fabaceae. The transcript is spliced from 4 exons.